Messenger RNA from Folsomia candida, 10678 nucleotides. Its product is annotated as papilin. Gene Ontology annotation, biological process: extracellular matrix organization. The coding region runs from base 823 to 10038 and encodes 3071 amino acids. NCBI's taxonomy places the organism in Eukaryota, Metazoa, Arthropoda, Collembola, Entomobryomorpha, Isotomidae. Gene Ontology annotation, molecular function: serine-type endopeptidase inhibitor activity; metalloendopeptidase activity. The transcript has 49 exons. Gene Ontology annotation, cellular component: extracellular matrix; extracellular region. The record is from RefSeq and is a predicted model, not a curated record.
GUCUCGUCUCAUCUCUUCUUUCUCAUCAUCAUUCGCUUAUUAGAUGAACAUGCUGAAGAAUUCCGUAGUCCAGUCCAUUCCAUUCUUCCGACGAGAUCUCGUUCUCAUUCUUCUUCUUGUCUGACUUUAGUUAGUACUUGUGGUUUUAUUAAUUUGACUGGAGAAUUUUUCUUCAACGUUACACAAUACACCAUACAUUUACAUAGAUUCAGACUGAUGGGAGGUUUUCUAUAAAAGUGAGACAAGUGGAUGAUUCCGAUACAGGAAGAAGGAGGACAGGAAACAGCAGCAGUUGUCUCAACUUAUCACUCUUCGCAGAAUGGACUUAUCAAGAGGACAGUGACAGUUGGAAGAAUGAGAGACAAAAUAUAAUUCAAUUCUCAAAAUACAUUUGUCUGCCUCUCUCUCUCUCCCAUUCAUGGAUACGAAUUAAUCCAAUCAUUCAUUUAUUCUUCCGCCAAUAAUUGUAUCCAGUCGCCAAUUCAUCAUUCCAGGUCAUCCGGAGUGACCACAAAGUGCUAGACGCCAUCCGGUUUACAUAAUACUGUUCAGUCGGCCGGGCUGCGUUGCGUCUCGUGUGUGCAAUUUUGUCAUCACUUUUUCUUCGUGCGUUGCGUCGUGAUGAAUACAAAUUGGAUUUAAAAUCUUGAUUCGUUUUUUUUCUGAGAUCCACGCCCACGAUUGAAUUGAUUUUUUUCAAAAAAAUUUUCGUCAACUCUCAGAAUCUAAGAAGGGAUGGAUCAACAUCAUCACUGACAAAAUUUAAGAAAGUGUUAGUUACAAUUUCUUCUUGGUGAAAGUUACUACACUCGAAUUUGAAGGAUGGGGCUGUUGACGAGAGGAGGAGGAAUGUGGGUGGUUGUGGUGACUGCAAUUGUGUCAUGUGUGACCUUAUCAGCGAUCGUGGAAGGGGCAGUGAAGAAGGGCACCGCGCCCAGCUUGGAGAUAGAUGAUAACAAGACGGAACAGUUGAUGGAGUCAUUUUCGCAGUCAAACCAUAUCGACGAUGAGGAGGGUGACCACCCCCACAAAAUCCGACACCAUAAUAAUCGCCAUAACCAUCACCACCACCGGAGGAAGAAGGGUCACGCCCCCCUUUCUCUCCCCCCGUUGGACCACGUCGCCCCCAUUGACGAUCUCCUACCGCUCUACCCGAAAAACAUUUCUGAAGAAACUCUGGCCGACCUGAGGAGACUGAAACGUCAAUACUUUUCCAACUAUGAAGACCCCUACGGUUCACCCCAUCAUCAGUCCUCAUCCGCGACAAAACCGCAAUUCUACGUCACCGAAGACGGUUCCGAAUGGCGUGACGAUGGUCGGAGGAGUGACGAAUGGUCAUCACCGAGUCAAUGUUCUCGCAGUUGUGGGGGCGGUGUGGCCAUGCAAGAGCGGAUUUGUCGAGAUCCUCUAAGACCGGACGGAUCCUGCAGCGACGGUGGGUCGAAACGAUUCUAUUCCUGCAAUACGCACGCUUGUCCCGGCGGUGACGACGACUACAGGGCUGAACAGUGUGCCGCUUUUAACACGGUGCCUUUCGAAGGGCGAUAUUACAAAUGGGUCCCCUACACCAAAGCGCCCAACAAGUGCGAACUGAACUGCAUGCCGGAAGGGGAGCGGUUUUACUAUCGACACAAAAGACAAGUUAUCGAUGGGACGAACUGCGACGAUGAGAAUAAACACGUCUGCGUUGAUGGGAAAUGUUUACCGGUCGGUUGCGAUAAUGUGCUUGGAUCACGAGCCAGGGAGGAUAAUUGUCGCAAGUGUGGCGGCGACGGGGUCGGGUGUCACACGGUGCAGGGGACGUUCGACUCUAACAAUAAUUUGCAGGUGGGAUACAACGACGUCCUUCUCAUCCCGAUGGGCGCCACGAAUAUCCUCGUCAAGGAGAAGAAAGCGUCCAACAAUUAUCUGGCCAUCCGUAACACGUCGAACCAUUACUACCUCAAUGGAAAUUGGCGAAUAGAUUUCCCUCGAGAACUUGCCUUCGCCUCCACCAUUUUCCACUAUGAACGGAAGCCACACUCGUUUUUUGCCCCCGAAUCCAUCCGUGCCACCGGCCCCAUCUCCGAAGCCAUCUACAUUGUCGUCCUCUACCAAGAAUCUAACCCUGGGAUCGAGUAUGAGUACUCCAUUUCCGACAAAGAGAAUCAGAUCGCUUUCACCACCCCGGGCUCCUAUUAUUGGAUAUACGACGAGUUCACCCCCUGUUCCGCCACCUGCGGAGGUGGUUAUCAACAAAGGUACGUCUACUGCGCUAAGAGGACCGAGGAGAGUAUCGAGUACGUUGAAGAACACUUGUGCGACGCGAGUGGGACACACAAACCGGCUGCACAGCAGCUCUGCAACACGCAACCUUGUCCUCUUCGCUGGUACGAGGGCGCCUGGGAACCUUGCUCGGCGAAAUGUGGCUCGAACGAGACUGGAGUUCAAUAUCGGACCGUUUUUUGCGAGCAGUCCAUUCAAGGCUCCUCCGCCAUUGUGCAUGACGAGACACGCUGUGAGUCAGAGGUCGGACCUCGGCCGGAGAAUGGGCGUCGGUGCACGGGCGAGGUGGAAGGAGGCAUUUGUGCUUCAUGGCAUGAAGGAGAGUGGAGUUCGUGUUCAUCUCUUUGUGGCGACGGAUGGGAAACGAGAACGGUGAGGUGUCACGCCAAGAAGGACAAUGUCACCACCGUUUAUGAAGAUUCUCACUGUUCCGACGAGAAACCGGAGGAUAGGAAGCCGUGCUAUUUACAACCGUGCGAAGGUGUGGAUUGGAUUAGUGGGCCAUGGUCUGGUUGCAAGGCAAGUGCUGACCCUUGCGACGACAAGCUUAACCCCGUCGAAACUCGGCAAGUAUACUGUUCCUCUGCCAAAGGGAAAGUUUAUGGGGACGAAUUUUGCCACGACUACCGGAAACCGAACGCUUCUCGAGAUUGCGAAGGGGGCGAGUCUUCCACCGAAGCUAGUGCGAAUAAAUGCCAAUACGCCUGGUUUGCAAUGCAAUGGGGAGAGUGCCUCCUAACUAGCUGCACCUCCUCGGACAACACGACCGGUCAGAUCAAAGGACAACGACAACGGCUCGUAUUUUGCGGGACGAUUUCAUCCGGCUCCGUCACCAUUGUGGAAGACGAGGAAAAAUGUAACGAGACGAAAAAGUACGACGCCACGGAGCCAUGCGACAUCGACGAGGACUUUAUCCGUUCUGAAUGUUUCGAAAAAUCUGCCUGGUUCACCGGCCCUUGGAGUAAAUGUUCUAAAAACUGUGGGGCGGGAACAAGGUCACGACAAGUCAUUUGCAUGGUUGGUAACGAUUCUACCACGGACGUAACGAAAUGCGGGGAAGAAUCCCUCGUUUUCGCGUCGGAAGAUUGCACUGGAGAGGAUUGUGAUACCGCUGCAGCGACGGGAGACGAAAUGAUAUCCGUCUCUUCAACGGCAAUGUCGGCAUCAAGCACGCCCAAAUCCGCCGACGACCUUGGAAGGAUGGAACCCGGCGUGGACUGCGAGCCCGACUACGAGGACGAAUAUUACUACAACUAUGAGCUUGAAGGGUCCGGAACAACGGAGGGAAUGGAGGAAUCCACCACCACUGAAGAGAUGACCACUACGACCGAUGACGACAUGAUGAUGACAAGCACGGAAGAAGCGAGCGGGGAUGAUAUGGGAUCUGGAGAGGACGUCAUUUCCGGGGACACUUCGGCCAGCGGGGAAUCACCGGAGGAUGACGAAAUGGGUAAGACCACGACCGGCUCCGAUGCCCUCAUUACUCCUGACGAUCUCACGACCGGCUCCGGUUCUGGAGAUUCUUCUACUGACUCUUCCACUUCUACUUUGUCUUUAUCCACUACUACUUCUUCUUCCACUGGAGAAACUACUUCUUCCGACAUGUCGACAACUGGCGACGAUACGACCACCACAGAGGCAAUGUCGACAACGACGGAAGAGAUGAGUACGACGACAGAAGAGAUGGAAACAACCACAACAGAAGAACCCACCACCACGACGGAAGAGCCUACAACAACAACAACUGAAGAACCUACAACAACAACGGAAGAACCCACGACGACAACAGAAAUGGAAACGACUACGACUGAAGAACCAACAACAACAACUGAGGAAAUGUCGACCACGACUAAGGAAAUGUCGAGCACGACUGAAAUGGACGGGUCGACGACAACAGGCGCCUCCACGACGACCGGCGAGUCCACCACUUCCACGACUAUAGAACCUGAUUACGAGAAUGUGCAAGCCAUUCCUGCAAAACUUGAAUCCAACGAUACGGCCGGUUCUGGUGACGAAAUGUCAGGGUCAGGUUCUGGUGAUGAUGACGUCCUCGAACCGUUGGAGGAUGAUGACGGCGACACUUCGGGUUCUGGAUCUGGCGACGAAGAAAUCAUGUCCACAACGACAGAGGAGGCAGGAAGUGGUGAUGAUGAAAUGUCGGGAUCGGGAGAAAUGCCGGAAGGUCUUACGGGAACGAGUGAAGCCCCACGAACCACCCUGGAACAAGCCCUCACAACCGAGAUGAAACUUCCAAAAUGUCCCCCGCGUCCUAAACCGAUCUCUGAAAAGUCCAAGAACUGUUCCACCUCGACAUUUGGUUGUUGUCCCGAUGGACUCAAUCCAGCCACGGGACCAUUCGGAGCAGGUUGCACGAAUCCAAAGACCUGUACGGAAACAAAAUUCGGCUGUUGCGAAGAUGGGGUUACGCCAGCCCAAGGAAAACUCAAACUUCGAGGCUGUCCGAUGCCUGACUGUGAAAAAUCCCUUUUUGGAUGUUGUACUGAUGGAAAAACGCCCGCAGAAGGAAACGACUUUCUCGGAUGCGAGAAACAUUGCGCGGAAACUGAGUUCGGCUGUUGCCCGGAUGAAAAGACUCCUAAAAAAGGUCCCAAAGGGAAAGGUUGCCCUAAAAUUAAGUGUGAAGACACUCGAUACGGCUGCUGUCCCGGAGAAGACAAGGAAAUUGCGACCGGACAUCGCUACGAAGGUUGUAAAGAGAUCAACAAGAAGAACUGCACGGCCAACUUCUUUGGGUGUUGUUUGGACGGAAAGACUGCGGCACUUGGCGAGAAGGAAGAAGGCUGUCCAGAAAUGCCUCCAUGUGUCUCGGAAAAGUUUGGCUGUUGCGAGGACGAAGUCACCUCUGCUCACGGACCGAACAAGGAAGGAUGCUGUCUCAGCAGUCAAUUUGGAUGCUGUCCCGAUAAUAUUCAACCCGCUACCGGAUACAAUUUGGAAGGAUGCACAUGUAAAAACUCGCUCUACGGUUGUUGCCCGGAUAAUUCGACCGCUGCCCGUGGACCUGGUGGCGACUGCGGCUGUAAAUUUUCCGAACACAACUGUUGUCCUGAUGGCUACACGGCUGCGAACGGGUCCAACUAUGAAGGCUGUCCCUGUGCCACGUACCAAUUCGGCUGUUGCCCAGAUGGCGAAUCUGUCGCGAAGGGACCAAACAAGGAGGGCUGUGGUUGCGAAUUUACGGAAUUUGGCUGUUGUCCCGAUCGAAGAACGCCUGCCGCAAAGAAAGACGAUUCCUGCGGGUGCGAGAGCUCAUGGUUUGGUUGUUGCCCUGACGGAAACACGGAAGCCAAAGGAGAAGAUUUCGAAGGAUGCGAAGAGAUUCCAAUUAAACCUGGAGAUGUCUGCGGUCUCGACAAGGAGCGAGGUUCUUGUCGCAACUUUACGGUCAAAUGGUUUUUCGACAUGGAGUAUGGCGGCUGUUCUCGCUUCUGGUGGGGCGGCUGUGAUGGAAAUGGAAAUCGUUUCGCCACCCAGGACGAGUGCAAGUCUGUCUGUGUCGAACCCGAGGGGAGAGAUGCCUGCUACCUGCCUCAAGUUCCAGGACCGUGCGAGGGCUACUAUCCCUCCUGGUAUUAUGAUCCGCAGAGAGAAAUGUGUCUCCAAUUCGUGUACGGAGGCUGUCUCGGCAAUAACAAUAGGUUCGCGACGAGAGAACUUUGCGAAAACAAUUGUCUCAUGCCUGAUCGUAUCGAUGCUUGUGAUCAGCCCAAGACUGAAGGUCCCUGCAAAGGGAACUACACUCGCCACUUUUUCGACAAAGAGGGAGAAUCAUGUGUCGAAUUCCAAUACGGAGGAUGCAAAGGGAACAACAACAACUUCCUCACGGGACGAGAAUGUGAACAACGGUGCAGUCAAGAGGGCAGAAUUCGAGCCGUCUUAGAACAAUGUACUCAACACCCCGGUGAAAACAGGGCGAGUAGAACAAGUAGUAACGUCACGAUAAAAUCGCUCAACGCUCCAUUCGUCAUAUCUCCGGAUGACGAGCAGUGCAAAGGGGCCGAUUUGAUCCGCUGGUAUUACGAUAUCCAGGCCGGAACUUGUCUCCGCUUUACGUACGACGGCUGUGGCAACUCCAAUUCGAACAUGUUCGUCUCAAGGGCAGAGUGCUUAUCAAUUUGUGCAAAUAGUUCGCUAGCCACGCCACAUCCGAACCUGUUGGGAACUUCAGAGUGGGUUUUGCCAUACACGGCGACCACCACGAAAGGGAAGGGGUCAAGUAAUAGGAAUUCCUGCUUCCUCCCUCGAACUUCUGGACCCUGUGGGGAAAAAUUGGCCCGCUGGUACUACGACACUCACGAGCAGCGUUGCGUCCCAUUUUACUAUGGGGGCUGUCAAGGAAAUGCGAAUAGGUUCACGACCCUGGGCGAGUGCGAGAAGUCUUGUCCAGCUGCACUCUUGGCCGAAAACACUUGUCUGCAACCUCCCGCCGUCGGAGAUUGCGCCUCUUAUACGGAACGCUACUAUUACGACCCGUACGAGGGACGCUGCAAAGCCUUCGUGUAUUCAGGGUGUGGUGGCAACUCGAACAACUUUAUGCUCGUGGACGACUGUAGGAACAAGUGUGAGCGAAGCUACAUCCCCCAACCGGUCGUCACUACGCCCAACGAAUUCAACACGGCUCACUGUUUCCAAGCACCUGCUGAUCAAAACGAGUGUUACGGUUCUGACCCUUCGAACACUCAAGUGAAAUGGUUUUACGACAAUCAGGACGGAGUUUGCAAACAAUUCCGCUGGUAUUCUGACUGCGACGCGCACAAACGAGGUCUCAACAGGUUUGAUAACCGACAAGAGUGUGAAGAUCGCUGUGAACAAGCGCAAGAUUUGUGUUCCCUCCCGCAAGUACAGGGUCCGUGCAGCGGCGCCUUCCCACAAUACUUUUACGACACUGACACCGACACUUGUCAACUCUUCGAGUACGGCGGCUGUCAAGGGAAUGGGAAUCGAUUUGAUACCAUUGUCCAGUGUGAACAACGUUGUCGCAAGACACCCGAUCAAGGAGGGCGUGUCGACAGUCACGAUCCGUACGGACGUGGUCAAGACCCCUACGCCAACGUCCCCCGUCCCGACCAGGCCGAAGAGGAACGUCGCCGCGCAGAAGACGAGGAACGUCGUAGAGCCGAAUACUAUGCGGAAUACGAACGCCAACGCCAAGCUGAGGAUGAACGUCGCCGUCAGCAGGAAGAGGACGGAGGUUCCGUUGUCCCAACUACUGUCGCCCCCUUCAUCGAACAAGAAGAGAUCUGCUCCCUUCCCAUGGAAAUUGGACCUUGCCGCGCCUCCAUGCCGGCCUUCUUCUACGAUGCCAGGACACGUAAAUGCUCCGCCUUCAUUUACGGUGGCUGUUCCGGAAAUGCGAAUCGAUUCGAGACUGAGGAAAUGUGUGAACGACAAUGCGGACAAUUCAGAGGGGAAGACGUUUGUAGAAUUACCCAAGCAGAUCCGGGCCCUUGUCGGGCACGAAUUCAGAAAUGGUACUUUAACCCCAACGAGCGCAGCUGUCAGCAAUUUAAUUACGGGGGAUGCGCUGGAAAUGGAAAUCGCUUUUCUUCCCGAGAAGAAUGCGAGUCGGUUUGUCACUCAAGGUCGGAAAUGAUUGCGAACGACACGAUUUCCGGGGCUGCAAUUUGUCGUCUAAACGCGGACACUGGUCCAUGUACCGAUGCCUACAAGCGGUGGUACUAUGACUGGGAGCAGAAUACGUGUCUCGCCUUCAGUUACGGAGGCUGCGCUGGAAACCUCAACAGUUUCAAGAGCUUCGACUCUUGCCUCAAUUAUUGUCAGCGAGCUCUGCAGUACGAAUACAGGUCCAAUGACACGCCACGUCUGAGCAGAUCGAGGUUGCCAGAGGACCAGGAAGUUGAUCAAGGUCAUGACGAUAGGGGUGACCAAAAUGGGGCAGCCCAGCACGGUGGACAAGACGAGAAUGGACAUGAGAACGAGAUUGGUCUGGACGAGUGCAGUGACCAGCUUGCCUACUGUAAGACGCUACAGUGUCCGUACGGCGUUGAGAAGGUUGACGCUGAUGGUGCACUCUGUCCACAAUGUGAAUGUCGCGACCCUUGUAGAAAUUUCCCUUGCGAGGACGACGAGCAGUGUGCAGUGGAUAUCGUUGGCACCAUUUCCAAGCCACACGUCACCCAUGGGCGACACUCCUACGGCCUAUCACACCAAGCCAGCUUCCGUCCAGUUUGCAGGAAACAAAAUAAGAACGGAGAGUGUCCAAGUUUAUGGAACGGAGGUUCUCGAGCCGGUAUCUGUGCUCAAGAGUGUGGUUCAGAUGCGGAUUGCAUGGCUGACCUGAAAUGUUGCUCGAACGGAUGUGGCACGAGUUGCAUGGUUCCACAGUCUGAAGUAUCCCCUGACUCUCAUCUGCCCCCAUCGCCCCUCUCUCCCACUGGAAUCAAUCGAAACGAACAACCUGCCCGGAUUUUGUCUACAUUGACCGAAGUUGAAGUUGAGGAGGGAAGUCUGGCCAGUUUAGAAUGUCUCUGUCGCGGAAAUCCUCUACCCCAAAUCAGUUGGAGAUUCAACAAUGCAGAGGUUUCCGUUGAUUCUGGCCGCUUCCGAGCACUCCAAGACGGCUCCGUCCUCCAAAUUGUGGGUGUGUACAGAAGAGACGAAGGAAUUUAUACGUGCGUCGCAGAUAACGGGAUUGGUCGACCGGCAACGUUAGACAUUACUUUAGUCGUUAAUGACCCAACGCCACAUCAAGCAUCCAUCGUCGAAGAGGACACAGAACCCAAUGUCAUCGUUUCUCUCGGAAGUGCGGCGUCCCUCCGUUGUUUCGCCAUGGGCUGGCCACGACCCUCAGUCACUUGGUGGAAGGGCGAAAAGAUGUUACCCUUCUCUUCUGAACGGUAUGAACAAAUGCGCGACUACAGUCUCUUAAUUCGCCUCGUUUCCCUCCGUGACUUGGGACCGUACACAUGUCAAGCGUACAACGGUCAAGGAAAGGCGGCCAGUUGGACGGUCACAGUACAAACGAUGGGUCCCGUUUCCACCUCACCGACCGGAGAGGAUAGAGAAUUUCUCCAGUAUGUCAUUUCCGGGGCGAGGAGGCCGGUCUAUGUGGGUGGCAACUUUACAGGGGCUGGAGGAAGAGGACGACCAGGACAGCAACCACCGCCUUAUCAAUCCCCUGCUGUCAGACCGCCAUGGCCCGGCGCGGUGUCCACCACAACGACAACGGAGAGGAGCAUCGUACCAAAUUAUCUUGUUCCUCUACGGACCUCAAUAAAGAUGGAUAAACUCCUCUACCCCGUCGGAAACGAUAUUGUCAUCCCCUGUGAAGUCGAAGGUUACCCCCAGCCCAGCGUCCAUUGGUUCCAUGAAGACGUCCCAGUCGAAUCAGACGACCGGGUCAGAAUAUUCAACCAGAACGAGCUCCGAAUUUUCAACUCGACCACGCAAGACGCCGGAUCUUAUCGGUGCGACGCUGUCAACGAGUAUGGAUCGUCAUCGUCAUCGGUUACAAUUUCAGUUGAAGGUGUCUAUCUCCACCCGAAUUGCACGGAUAAUCCAUUCUUUGCCAAUUGUAAACUUAUCGUGAAAGCGAACUAUUGCACGAAUAAAUACUAUGCGAGAUUCUGCUGUAAAUCGUGCACCCUUGCCGGGCAGUUACCUCAGUAUGGACCACAUUUACACGAAUUUGGACAAGCAUAUUUCCGCCGUGGUCAGGUAGAAUAUGCCCCCACUAAUUUACAGAGUGACCGUACCUCAAACUCGCGAGGGGUUCAUAAUCAAGUCAGCUAGAACUUUGUAGCAAAUACGUGUAGCUCAUUUAAAAAAUAAUAAUUUACUUUAAUUGGUUCACUUUGUUUAAUGUCUAAACCUUUGUAAUGCACAUACAUACAUGUACUUAAGACCAAAAAUGUUUUAGCCCAUAAGAAUUAAUUAAUUACCCGUGAUUUUAAAUGUGUUCAGUUAUCAAUCAAUCAAUCAAUCAAUCAAUAAUUUGGAUUAAUUAUUUUAUACGGUGACCAUUGACCAUAUCAAAAAUAUAAUUUGUUCCUUUUCUCUCAUACCUCAAAUGUGUAUAAGUAUUAACAAAAUAUUAUGUGCGUUUUAAUCCUUUAUUAUAACUUAAUUACCUAUUUAAUUAAUCUAUGUAGAUUAAUUAAUGGUAGUUUACCCUACCAUGUACCGCACCGUUUACAUUUAUCGUUAGAGAGAGCUUGUUUUUUGUGAUGUACUCUACUUUGUAAAAAUAGUAUGCAAAUUAUAUAUGUGUACACGCUUUAAAGAACAAUUAUAAAUAUAACUCUAAUCUAAUCAAGGGCAUAAUUUGCAUUUAUAACAUUCCCCGGGGAAAGCUUUCUAAUAAAAUAAAUCUGACAUUAACAUUUUGUGGACGAUCAACGAUGUAGAGUGUGUCAGACCUUGGGAUGUGAAA